Messenger RNA from Rotaria sordida, 349 nucleotides. The record is from the annotation of a GenBank genome assembly. NCBI's taxonomy places the organism in Eukaryota, Metazoa, Rotifera, Eurotatoria, Philodinida, Philodinidae.
AUGAAUAUUGAAGGUCAAUUGAUUAGUUUGGGAUGGUCAAUAAAAACAGAUUUUUUUGAAAAAAAUAAACAACAACUUGAUAUAAUUAAAAAACAAUUACUUGAUGUUGAUUUAAGAGAAAUUGGUGAAGAAUCUUUGCCUGAAAUAACAAAACUUGAUGAAACAAUAAAACCAUAUAUUGUACAAUUAUAUGAAACUCGUAAUGUAACAGCACCAAAAGAUAAGGAAACAUCAUCGAAUAAACCACAUCUUUAUCGAUUAACAAUAACUGAUGGACAUGUUUUUCAAAGUGCACUUAUUUUACCAUCACUUAAAAAUUUUAAGUAAAUAAUAAAAUUGAAUUUUUAUU